AUGGGAGCAGAAGCAGCGUCAGUAUCGCGGAGAAGAAGAAGAGAAGAAGAAGAAGAAGAAGAAGAGAGAGGAGAAACAGACGAGGAUUUAGAGGAAGAUGGUAACGGAAGUCUUCUCUCGGAAGGAGUCGUCGUCGGUGCAGAUCCGCCAAAGGUGGGAUCCUCGCACGAGGUGAAACUCGUUUCUCUGAAUUCUGCGAUGAAAAACAAUCACAACGACGGAAUGGUAACGGUGUUGGAGAAGGAGGAAGAGGACGAUGGGAAGAAGACGAAGAAGACAAAGUCGGUGAAGAUGAUGAUGAUGGCGCUGAGAUACACGCACGAGCGAGCGCCAGCCGCGGACGCGAGGAAGCCCGUUCGAAUGGUGAGGAGGAAAAAUAAUACUACUACUAACAACAACGAGCGCGGCGUGGUUGAAAUCGAGUUUAGGAACAAAGAUGAAGAGAAGAGCGGGAUUCGGUAUCGAGGGGUGACGAGUACGAGCGGUGGUGGUGGUGGUGGUGGUGGUCGCGCGACUACGAAGACGAAGAAGAAAAAGAAGAAGAGCGAUGGAAAAGAAGAGGAAGAAAAGGAAACCGCCGACGAUGCGGAUGAAGACGAAGAUGAAGACGACGAAGACGUCGAAGACGAUGAUAACGUGGAAUGUGCAAUCUUAUUUGAUGGAAAAACCAUCGAGUUUCGCGUGCUGGACGAAACCGUCGCCGGUUUAAGAGUGCAGCGGAAACGAGAGGACGAAGAGGAGAGCGGGAUUGUCUCGAAACGAUUGGAUAUUGGAAACGCCGCGGACGUGAAGAAUAAGAGGAAGAAAGUGAAUUUGUGA
This is a messenger RNA of Bathycoccus prasinos, 819 nucleotides long. RefSeq lists its product with no specific name. The record is from RefSeq and is a predicted model, not a curated record. NCBI's taxonomy places the organism in Eukaryota, Viridiplantae, Chlorophyta, Mamiellophyceae, Mamiellales, Bathycoccaceae. The transcript has a single exon. Bases 1 to 819 code for a protein of 272 amino acids.